CUAAAUGAACAGAGAUGUCUUACGAUCCUGGCAUCAUGUGAAACCACAUCUGGUAAUACUGAAUGAAAAGAAUAUGAUCGUUCAGAUGGAAGGAUAACCUGAGACCUGGCACAGGACAUACGGAUUCCUCAGCUGACUCCUGCAAUGAAAUCUGGCCGGUGAUGCAGUGAGCAAAAUGCAUGCUCACAUCAUUUAUCACAGAGACACUGCUAUGAGGGACACCUGAAGAUUUAUUUUUGUUUUUAUUUGACUGGAGCGAUGUCUUUCGUGGUUAUUGUGGUACCAGUAGAUUCACGUGAAAUUGUGUUGAAUUUAUAACGGACGCAACACGUUGAUUAAUCAUCAGGAGCUCAAGGUGUCAUUCAGCCUUCAUACAUGGGAUGACAUCUGGGCGUUUGUCCUGUCCCAUCACCCCCCGCCCCAUCUCCUGUCUGUCUGUGGGGUCCUGACAGCAGCCGCUCAUGAGACGCUUUGUGUAUUGUAAGGUGGUACUGACCACCUCUCUGGUGUGGGUGCUGAUGGAUGUCUUCCUGCUGCUGUACUUCAGUGAGUGCAACAAAUGUGACAACAAGAAUGAUGGCUCACUGCUGCCUGCACUCAGAGCGGUGAUGUCUCGCACACACGAGGCACCAGGUGAAAUGGGGAAGGCAGUGAUCAUUCCUAAAGACGAGCAGGAGAAGAUGAAGGAGCUCUUUAAAAUCAAUCAGUUCAACCUGAUGGCCAGUGACAUGAUCGCACUCAACAGAAGUCUGCCUGAUGUCAGACUGGAUGGCUGUAAGACUAAGACAUAUCCAGAUGACCUGCCAAACACCAGCAUUGUGAUUGUGUUUCAUAAUGAGGCAUGGAGUACACUACUGAGAACCAUACACAGCGCUUUAAACCGCUCACCACGACACCUGCUGCUGGAGAUACUGCUGGUGGAUGAUGCCAGUGAGAGAGAUUUUCUGAAGAAGAAAUUGGAAGACUAUGUUGCGACUCUGGAAGUUCCAGUGCGGAUUUUGAGGAUGGAACAACGAUCGGGUUUGAUUCGAGCACGGCUGAGAGGAGCGGCCGCCACACAAGGACAGGUCAUCACCUUCCUGGACGCCCACUGUGAGUGCACUGUCGGGUGGCUGGAGCCACUACUGGCCCGCAUCAAAGAGGACCGGAGAGCUGUGGUCUGCCCUAUCAUUGAUGUCAUCAGUGAUGAGUCAUUUGAGUACAUGGCCGGCUCUGAUAUGACCUAUGGCGGUUUCAACUGGAAACUGAACUUCAGAUGGUAUCCGGUUCCUCAGAGAGAGAUGGACCGGCGCAAAGGAGAUCGUACCCUCCCUGUCAGAACGCCCACAAUGGCUGGAGGUUUGUUCUCUAUUGACCGCACGUAUUUUGAAGAGAUUGGCACGUAUGACUCAGGCAUGGACAUAUGGGGAGGAGAAAAUCUGGAGAUGUCCUUCAGGAUCUGGCAGUGUGGUGGAUUUUUAGAGAUAGUCACAUGUUCUCAUGUUGGACAUGUAUUCCGGAAAGCCACACCCUACAGCUUCCCUGGUGGAACUGGUCAGGUGAUCAACAAGAACAACAGACGAUUGGCUGAAGUCUGGAUGGAUGAGUUCAAAGAUUUUUUCUACAUCAUCUCACCAGGUGUGGUUCGGAUGGAUUAUGGAGAUGUCUCCUCUCGGAAGGCUUUAAGGGGGGCUCUGAAGUGUAAACCCUUCUCAUGGUACCUGGAAAACAUUUACCCUGACUCUCAGAUUCCACGCCGAUAUUACUCACUCGGAGAGAUCAGAAAUGUUGAGACCAACCAGUGUGUGGAUAACAUGGGCCGCAAAGAGAAUGAAAAGGUUGGUUUUUUCAACUGUCACGGAAUGGGCGGCAACCAGGUGUUCUCAUACACAGCUGAUAAAGAGAUACGUACAGAUGAUCUGUGUCUGGAUGUGUCACGGCUUAAUGGACCUGUUGUCAUGCUGAAGUGCCACCACAUGAAGGGGAACCAGAUGUUUGAAUAUGAUGCAGAGCGGCUGACUCUGCUGCAUGUGAACAGUAACCAGUGUCUAGACAUGCCAUCUGAGGAGGAUAAGAUGGUGCCCACUCUCAGAGAAUGUAAUGGCCGGCGCUCACAGCAGUGGAUCCUCAGGAACAUGACGCUAAGUGUUUGACAGAGACGCUAACAACCAGUACAGACAUGAACCUUGAGCUGGUUUAUGGCCAUCUUUACAGUGCUAUGUACUGUAGUUUUCUGGUCCUUGAUCAAGUCCUGCCAGCCUUUGAUCAGAGCCCAUUUUCUGACUCAUUACAGUCUGCAGUACAGACAGGACUGGAUCAUGGUCCUACAAGGCCCCUGGGCACUUGUCUGAGGUCAGAUCUCAUGGCCGGCCGAGGUUUAAAUGCUUGCUGCCUCUGAUCCGAGCAUUUGUUGCUGGCUAUAUCUGCUGCUCAUCUUGUGUUGGAGAUCUGGUGCCUCUUAAAGGGAUAGUUUACCACAAAAUGAAAAUAAUGUGUUUCCAUGGAAAAAAUAACCACAUGGAACCACAUGAGAACAAGGAGCGAAUUUUCAUUUUUUGGCUGAACUAUAUAUAAGUAUCCUACACAUCAUAUCUUGGACUAUAUAACUCAUAUGUUUUUUUAAGCUGGCCACUGAGGAUGUAUUGUGUGCUAUAGUGAACAUAAUGCUGGGCUCUGUUUUCUCUACAGCACCUGAAGGGAUUGUGCAUUGGUCAGUUGACUGUGUACUAAACAUACUGUAUUAUUUGCUGCUGUUUCUAUCCCAGAUGUCCACUCAUUAUCUUGACUUUCAUCCCUCUCAGUGGGGCUGCAAUAUAUACUGACAUGCCUUAAGGAAUCAUGGUGAUUAGAAAGGGAUGUAAAUAGCAAAAUAGAACAGAAACACUGAAAGCAUGCAUUGUCUGAGUAUCUGUCACAUACAAGGCAGGAUUUAAUUUAAUUAGUCAUUACUGAUUUUUUGCAAGUUUCAUUUUGACACAUCAUACCACAUAGUGCAGUUUAUGUAAUUGUGAUUUAUGAUCUUUGUGUUGUAUCUGUGAUGUGUGAAAGAUACAUAUCUAUUAGUUUGUUAUUCUUCCAUGUGAUAACUCAUAUGAUGUAUUUUAUUGAAUUCUGCAUAGUUUUAUUGAUUGUCCUUAAAGGUCAGGGGACAACAGGGCUCAACCUUAAACCUUACUGUAAAAUCUACAUUCAAAAGCUUUACACAAGUCAAGAAGCAAAAUUUUAGAUUAUUUUUUCAGAUAUGCUGUGCAAAAGAACAUUUUCAAAUCUACUUUACUGAAUUUGGUUGCAUAGAUUUAGAAAGUAUAAGUAUUUUAAAGUGUAAUGGAUAUUAACAAAAAAAAAAUAAAUAAAUAAAUAAAUAAAUGCAGAAUUUGUGCAGACAUUCACACACUUACUUUGUAAAAUAAUAUUUUUAUUUUCUUUCAGAUUGAAUCCCAAAAGGAAAUAAAUGGGGCUAUAUUUCACACUAUGAAGAAAAUUAGGCCUAAGCCUAUUAAGAAAAAAAAAAAAAAAAAUAAAGAAAAAAAAAUAAAUAAAUAAUAAUAAUAAAAAUAAAAAAAACAAUUAUAUAUAUAUAUAAAACAGCAUUUCCCAAAUUAAAUUAAACAAUGUUUAAAAGCACCAUUUUCAUCAUCUGCAUAACUCCAUGGGUGUCACUCAACUCUUUUUUCAACAUGGAACUGAUAAGAUCCCGACAGACAAAUGUACAAAAUAUUAACUAGACCUUUUUGAGCAUUUUUGUACAUAAUAACGCAAUUUUUUUUUAAAGAAUAAAUCUAAAAACCCAGUGGAAAGUUUGCAAGUGGGACAGCCUGCUAUGUCUGAAAAAUAUUUAUGGACUGUUCAGCUGUUUUCCUAAAUUGCUCUGAACACAUCUAAUGCAUCAUCAGUGUUUGUUAGUGUUCACUGUCUGUUUACCACACACCAAAUUAUUGCAUUGUAAUAUUGUUUCCUGAAAUACACACUUUUGAAUUGAGCGUUUUAAGUAUUUGUGAUCUCUCUUUAUAUUAAAUAUUUGAGAUUUUACACAUGUAUAUGCUCAAUGAAUUUAUCAGCCACUGAACAAAUUUAGUUAUUAAACAUCCAGAGUAAAGCAUCCAGAGCAGCACUACAGAGGUGUUUUAAAAGCUAAUAGUCAAGUAAUAUCUGAUUAUUGUCACAUGCAUGAUACAGACUGUACAUUUCAGUUUUUUUUUUUCAACUUGACUUUGUAUUUGUCUUAAAUGUUAACUGUUUGUACUUUUUUAUCUGAAUCUUUAUCUGUGUCAUGCAUUUAAUAGAUGAGUAUAAAAUUGAAUCUGUGACCUAUAAUAAAUCAUUGUUGAAUGAA
Molecule: messenger RNA, 4312 nt
Organism: Myxocyprinus asiaticus (Chinese sucker)
Lineage: Eukaryota; Metazoa; Chordata; Actinopteri; Cypriniformes; Catostomidae
Product: polypeptide N-acetylgalactosaminyltransferase 13-like
Exons: 12
Coding region: 462-2132 (556 amino acids)
Cellular component (GO): Golgi apparatus
Source: RefSeq, a predicted model, not a curated record